AUGGUNAAAAUAGACAAUAGAGACAAUUUGUGCUUACCUCGCGCUUUAGUAGUCGCCAAGGCUCAUGUUGACAAGGACAGUGAAUACGUAAAAGUGCGUCGAAAUAUAAGAAAAAUCCAGACACAAAGAGCUUUGGAACUUUGUCGAAACGCAAAUGUAUCGAUUCCUGAAGAAGGGGCUGGUAUACCAGAAUUGCAGGUACUACAAAGAUACCUUUCCGGCUACAAAAUUGUAGUCUACAGUUAUGGAAGUAAAGGCCGAGAAGUGAUUUUUAGCGGUAGUGGUAACGAGGGAGCAGCACUUAAUUUGUUCCACCACGAGGGUCACUACAAUGUGAUAACUUCUUUGACGGCUGCUUUUUGCUGUAGUUAUUACUGCGAGCGGUGUAACAUACCAUAUGAUCACAAAAAUAAGCACAGGUGUGGAGGUACAUGUCCAUGUUGUCAACAAUCACCCACUUGUCCUCCAGCGCUAAAAGUGCUAUGUGAUUACUGCAAAAGAUCUUUCCGUGGUCAAGACUGUUAUAAAAACCACAGAAAAUCUGGAUCACUUGGGAAAAGUACGGUCUGUGAGCAAAUUACGUGUUGUGAGACAUGCCUCAAAACCGUAAAAACAGAUAGAAAACAUCUUUGCGGUGAAAUAUUUUGUAAAACCUGUUCUGCAUUCGUACCCCAAGAUCACAUGUGUUUCAUUCAAACCGAUAAAGGAAGUCCGAAAACCAAAGACUUUCUAUUUAUUUUUUAUGAUUUUGAAACGCGACAGGAAAAGCAACAAGAUGAUGGCUCCCUCCUUCAUAAACCUAACCUGUGUGUUUUAAAACAGUGUUGUGACGAAUGUAUUAAUAAGGAUAUUAAGAUUUGUAAAAAGUGUGGUGUUCGUUUACAAGUGCUUCAAUGUGGCGAUCCCGUCUCACCCUUCAUGCAUCAUCUGUUAACGUUGCGAAAACAAUUCAAACAAGUGGUGGUAUUAGCACAUAAUUCCCAAUCUUUUGAUGGUCAAUUCAUCCUCAAUUAUAUUUUGACAAAAACAGAUCUCAAACCGGAAUUAAUUAUGAGAGGAACCAAAAUCAUUUCGAUGGAAGUAGAGAAUGUAAAAUUUUUGGACUCUCUGAAUUACCUACCAAUGGCUCUUUCAAAAUUACCAAAAGCUUUUGACUUGGGCCCUGAACUUAAAAAAGGGUAUUUUCCACAUUAUUUUAAUACAGAAGCAAAUCAAAACUACAUCGGCCUCUUACCUCCUCAGGAAUAUUAUAGUCCUGAUACAAUGAAAACAGAAGAUCGCGAAAAAUUUCUACAAUGGUACGAAGAACAUAAAAACGAUGAAUUUAAUAUGCAAAAAGACAUUGUGGAAUACUGCGUAUCUGACGUAGAGAUAUUGACAAGGGCUUGUCUUAAAUUUCGUCAACAGUUGAUGGAAACUACAAACGUUUGCCCCUUCACAGAAGCUUGCACCAUUGCCUCUACAUGUAACAAGGUGUUUAGGAGAAAUUUCCUUAAACCUAACACAAUAGGGAUUAUUCCAAAGAGCGGAUAUCGCUGGCGAGAUAACCAAAGUAAAAUCGCUAUUCAGUGGCUUGUUUGGGAAGAAAAGCAGAGAAAUGUAAACAUUCAGCAUGCUGCUAAACAACAAGAAGCCACUAUACAUGGUGUUAAAGUUGAUGGUUUUUGUUCUGAAACAGAAGAGGUAUUUGAAUUCCACGGUUGCUAUUACCAUGGAUGCCCUAGCUGCUUCAAAUGUAACAGAGGUGAACCAUUACAAGAUAAUCCCGCAGAAACUAUGGAUUUGAGGCAUGAAUCUACGAUAUCUAAAACAGAUAGGUUGAAAAACUUGGGGUAUGAAGUUAUUGAAAUGUGGGAAUGUCAGUUUAGAAAAAUGUUACAGGAUAAUGAUGAACUGCGAGUCUAUUCCGGGGGACACCCGCUAGUUACACUUACCCCUCUCAACCCUCGAGAAGCUUUUUACGGUGGAAGAACGGGUAACACUAGGACGUACUAUAAAUGUCAACAGGGCGAAAAAAUUAAAUAUGUCGACGUGUGCUCUCUUUAUCCUUAUGUCUGUAAAUAUGGUAAAUUUCCUGUGGGUCACCCUGAAAUCUAUGUUGGUGAUAACCUUGAUCAACUAAGUUUAAACAACACUAAUGGAGUAAUCAAAUGUAAAAUAUUGCCACCGAGGGAACUGUAUCACCCCGUACUUCCAACAAAAAUGAAUGGUAAAUUAAUGUUUGUUCUGUGUCGUACAUGUGGCGAGGAAAUGAAUCAGGGAGAAUGUACACAUAAUGUUGAUGAAAGGUCAUUAACGGGUGCGUGGAUUAUCGACGAGGUAUUGAAAGCUUUAGAAAAAGGUUACAAAAUAUUAGAUGUGUAUGAAAUUUGGAAGUAUAGUACUCAACAAUAUGACAAAACUACAAAUAUCUCAGGACUGUUUACGGACAUGAUGAAUAAAUUUAUCAAAAUUAAGCAACAGGCGUCCGGCUGGCCAUCAAAGUGUGUUUCUCAAGAGCAAAAAAACCAAUAUAUUGGGGAUUUCUUUAAUAAUGAGGGUAUAAAGUUGGAAUUUGCUGAAAUCGUGAAUAACCCUGGUUUGCGUUCUUUAGCAAAGUUAAUACUGAACAGCUUUUGGGGGAAAUUUGGACAAAGGGAAAACCAGCCCAAGACUAGGAUUGUCCGAGACCCUAGCGAACUAUUUGGUAUGUUUGCAAAUCCCGGAAUUUAUGUCAAUACAUUGCUCCCCAUAAACGACGAAACACUUGUUGUUAAUUACGAACAUAGGGAGGAGGUAUACCAGCCCCUAUCAACAGUAAAUGUAGUGACAGCUGCAUAUGUAACCGCACAAGCCAGGUUAAAGCUGUAUGGUUACCUCGAGCAAUUGGGUGAUAAAGUUUUAUACUAUGACACAGAUAGUGUUAUUUAUGUGUCUAAACCUGGAGAGUUUGAUGUGCCAACAGGUGAAUUCGUUGGAGAUAUGACCGACGAAUUAGAAUCGUACGGUUUCGACAACUACAUUACAGAGUUUGUGUCUGGUGGACCUAAAAAUUACGCUUAUAAAGUGUUUUCAACUCGCGAUAAUGAACAGAAGGUGGUCUGUAAAGUUAAAGGUAUUUGUCUGAACUAUGCGACAUCUCAUCUAAUAAACUUUGAGAGCAUUAAAGAUAUGGUCCUCAAUGAUGCUGCCCCCGUACACAUAGUGUCAAAAAACAUUCGUAGAACGAAAGAGCAUGAAGUGGUGACGAUAACUGAAACAAAAACAUACAAACCCAAUUCAACUAAAAGAAUGUUCCUUGACGAUCACAAUUCUAUUCCGUAUGGGUAUAAAAAACAAAGAACUAUAUCUUAA
This is a messenger RNA of Anoplophora glabripennis (Asian longhorned beetle), 3333 nucleotides long. RefSeq lists its product as uncharacterized. Gene Ontology annotation, biological process: DNA replication. The transcript has a single exon. Lineage: Eukaryota; Metazoa; Arthropoda; Insecta; Coleoptera; Cerambycidae. The coding region runs from base 1 to 3333 and encodes 1110 amino acids. Gene Ontology annotation, molecular function: DNA-directed DNA polymerase activity; nucleotide binding; DNA binding. The record is from RefSeq and is a predicted model, not a curated record.